Messenger RNA from Polyodon spathula (Mississippi paddlefish), 3456 nucleotides. RefSeq names its product glutamine-rich protein 1-like. Bases 221 to 2503 code for a protein of 760 amino acids. The record is from RefSeq and is a predicted model, not a curated record. The transcript is spliced from 12 exons. NCBI's taxonomy places the organism in Eukaryota, Metazoa, Chordata, Actinopteri, Acipenseriformes, Polyodontidae.
GCUGCGCCGCGAUUGGCUGACGGGGGGGUUGAAUGUAAGAUGGCGCUCACGGAGAUCUGAGGAGAAAAAAGAAAAAAAAAAAAGAAAAUAAAAGCGUCAAAACAAAGCGUCUUCGACAGAGACGGGGAACCGUGCGGGAGAGGACAGGGAGCGGAGCGCCCAUCCCGAGGUUCAGCGGGGGUCCCGUGUUCUUUCCCCCCGAAGCGCAGUGUUUUUUGCAAUGAAUAACUCCCUGGAAAACACCAUCUCGUUCGAGGAGUACGUGCGUCUGAAGGCCCGCAGCGUGCCGCAGCACCGCAUGAAGGAGUUCCUGGAGUCGCUGGCCAGCAAGGGUCCCGAGGCACUGCAGGAGUUCCAGCCUACAACCACCUCCGCUGCCACUACCAUGGUCUACCAGCAGGGGGCCAACUGCAUCUACACAGACAGCACCGAGGUGGCAGGGUCGCUGCUGGAGCUGGCAUGCCCGGUGCAGGUCCAGGUACAGCAGUCCCCUCAGCAGCAGGUAAAUGCCUCCCAGCUCUCCCCCCAGCACCAGACCUCUGAGCAGCAGCAGCAGCAGCAGCAGCAGCAGAUCCAGGUGCAGGUGCAGAUCCAGGGGCAGCAGGGGGUGAACCAGGCCCUGCAGAACAGCAGCCCCACUCAGCAGCAGCAGCAGCAGCUCCUGUCCAACUCCCAGCUCCAAGCCGUCGCUGCCGCAGCCCAGCAGCUCUCAGUGCAGCACGGGGAGAUCACAGAGGAGCAGCUGCAGCAGCACCAGCAGAUCCAAGCUCAGCUGGUAGCAGCAGCGGCGGGGAGUGGACAGCAGAUCCAGAUCCAAACAGUUGGGGCGCUGUCUCCCCAGCAGCAGCAGCAGCACUCUCCGAGGGACGGGGAGAGGAGGGGGAGCUCUGGGGGAGUCUUGCAGCCGGCUAAGAAGCGCAAAGUGGACAUGCCCAUCACGGUGUCCUACGCCAUCUCGGGCCAGCCUGUGACCACAGUGCUCGCCAUCCCACAGGGCCAGCAGCAGAGCUACCUGUCCCUACGACCGGACCUGCUGACGGUGGACAGCGGCCACCUGUACAGCGCCACCGGCACCAUCACUAGCCCCACCGGAGAGACCUGGACCAUCCCUGUGUACUCGGCCCAGGCCAGGGGGGACCUGCAGCAGCAGAACAUCACCCACAUCGCCAUCCCACAGGAGGCCUACGGGGCUGUGCACGUGGCAGGCUCGCCCACGGCCAUCAAGCUGGAGGAGGACAAGGACAAGAUGGGCGGGGUGGGGGUGGUUUCAGGAAAGGGCAUGGGCUCCUCGCAGGUGGUGUCCACGUCGGCCCACGACGAGGUGGUGCAGACGCUCUUCCCGGCACAGUUCAUGAACGGCAAUAUCCACAUUCCGGUAGCUGUGCAGGCCGUGGCGGGGGCUUAUCCCAACGCCACGCAGUCCGUCCACAUAUGGGACCCGCAGCAGCAGCAGCAGCAGCAGCAGCAGCAGCAGGCUGGGUCUGCACAAGAGCAGCAGCACCAGCUACAGGUGCAGACGGUGCAGGUUGCGGAGGUUGACUCCCAAGCCCAGGCGCCCCCAGAGCUGCUGCUCCCCAACUCCUUAAAGCCGGAGGAGGGGCUGGACGUGUGGAAGAACUGGGCCCAGGCCAAGAACUGCAACCUGGAGAAGGAGUCUCAGAUGAAGCUGGCUCCCAUCGGCAGACGCCAGCCCCUGCGCUUCCAGGAGGAUCUGAUCUCAUCAGCGGUGGCCGAGCUGAACUUCGGGCUCUGUCUGAUGACACGGGAGGCUCGCAAUCUGGAGGGAGAGCCCUUCGAGUCGGAUGUGAUGUACUACGUCUUCCUUUGCAUACAGAAGUACUUGUUUGAGAACGGCAGGGUGGACGAUAUCUUCUCAGAUCCGUACUACUCCAAGUUCUCCCAGUGGCUACACGAGGUACUGAAGGACUGGCAGCCCCGCAUUCACCCACUCGUAUGGCAAGGUUACAUGAUCCCCAGUCACGUGACAGAGGAGAUGCUGUGGGAGUGUAAACAGCUGGGUGCUCACUCCCCUGCCACGCUGCUCACCACACUCAUGUUCUUCAACACAAAGUACUUCCUGUUGAAGACAGUAGAUCAGCACAUGAAGGUGGCUUUCUCCAAGGUGCUGCGGCACACCAAGAAGAACCCCUCCAACCCCAAGGACAAGAGCACCAGCAUCCGCUACCUCAAGGGGGCGGGUAUGCACCACGUCGGGCAGAAAGUGACGGAUGACAUGUAUGCAGAGCAGGCAGAAAACCCAGAGAACCCGCUGCGUUGCCCAAUCAAACUCUAUGACUUCUACCUCUUCAAAUGUCCGCAGAGUGUGAAGGGGCGCAAUGACACGUUCUACUUGACCCCUGAACCCGUGGUGGCGCCCAACAGCCCGAUCUGGUACUCGACGCAGCCAAUCAGCAAAGAGCAGCUGGAACACAUGCUGACACGCAUCCUCAUGGUGCGGGAAAUCCAGGAGGCCAUUGCCAUGGCGACGGGGAGCCUGCACUAGGGGGAGGGGUCUGUCUCCACACCCCGCCCCUUUCCCAUUGCUCAGCCAACACCCCAAACUCCUCCUCCUUCUCUCACUGCCAAAACAACGACAAACCCACAGACUCCAGUACGAGCGAGCGAGACACACAGUGAAGAAGAAAGUUGCCUAGCUUUUCAGUUCUUUUUUUCUUUUUGAAGUCGUGUAUUUCUUUUAAGAGGGGUGAGUGAGAGCCCCUUCCAGGCUUCUUAUAUUUAAAAACAAACAAAAAAUACCCAAGGUGCAUCUUAUAGAAUAAUGAAGGGGCUGCCUGCCAGUAGCUGUUUAUAAUAAUCAUACGAAAGGGCCAGCAGUGUCUUUCUCUUCUUUUUUUUAAUAAAAGGGGUUGUUGGUCUGGUAUAACUUUAUACAACAUAAAGAAACCCAUGCAAACAAGGCCCCUGGCUGUGCUGUGGGGAUCACCUCCUUGAACACACACGAGGGAGGGAGGGGAAGAGAUAUUCAAUAUACAGAGAAAUAUUACAGAAAGCAAGCCACCACCCUCCUAUUAGCAGGCUGUAUAGUCUGGACGAGACGCACUGCAAAGGAAAACAGAGAGAGAUGGACGAUACUAUGGGAGAAAAAAACACACACAGUACCUUUUAAAGGAAGUGGUAUUGAACGAAGGAGUGACGUGAUGGAGUCACAGAGGAACCUUUAUCAGUGGCUGUCAGGAACAUUUCCAAACUUAUCAGCCAGAAGAGGGAAAGCAGCUUUUCUGUUUUUGUUUUUUUAAAGAUGUGUGUUUUGGAUUCUUUUUUUUAAUUUUUAUUAAGAUUGAAGACGAUUCCCCCCCUCGCCCCCUCACCCCCCACUCCCUCUGAACACGUGAACUUUACCAGCCAGCCAAGGAAAGUGGACUCCACGCUGUUGGGUUGUGAGAGCUGCAUUGUAUCAUACACGCCUGUAUUAUAUAUGAUAAAAUUAAGAGACCA